GUUUAAUUCUGAAGAGAGAAAGAAGAAAAAUGUGGAAGAAAUGCAAUUAAUUGCAAGUGCAUGUUUUGUGCUAUUUUUCUCUUUCGUUUGUCAAUUGUGCACUCGUUCCAUCGUUGAGUGUAGAAAAUUUAAUGUAGUACGAAUGAAAGGAACUAGUAUUAUCUCCCUAGUAUUUUCAUUUCCGUCAAAGAUGGCGGAGACCACGCAAGAGUGUCGGUGCGAAACAAACACGUCAACAUCGUUCACGUCAUCGUGAUCGAGCGUAGCCGGAGAAUCCGUGCGGUUCAAAUGUGCCUUGACCCUUCCAAAUUUUCCUUCUUGCGCCUCUAAGUCCUACGUCGUGCCUCGAAUCGAUUCAUCUAUGAUCAUCCCCCAAUCCUAGCAGUUUCAUGUGCGCGCUUUGAUUCCCAACUCGUUUAGCGAAAGACAGUUAGAAAGGCAAGAUCGACCAUGGCAGAUUCCUUGCACAAGGACGGAUACGAGAACUCUGGCCUGACGAUGCGUACUAACAGCAUUAAUAUAGGAUCAGACAGCAGUGACAUGAAGCUAGAGCCUUCCAGUCCUACAGAGAAGUAUACCUUCUCUCGUUGUAGCAGCACAGGAUCAGUUAACACACCAUCUUCUUCCGCUCAUAAUACAGAGGACGAAGAUAGUGAUAAUAAAAAUUCCACCAUAAGUUACAAGGACCGUAGGCGAGAGGCUCAUACGCAGGCGGAGCAGAAAAGGCGGGAUGCUAUCAAGAAAGGUUAUGAUUCCCUUCAAGAUUUGGUACCGAGCUGUCAAUACACAGAGUCCACGGGUUACAAGAUUUCCAAGGCUACGGUACUCCAAAAAUCCAUCGAUUACAUACAGUUUCUGUUGCAACAGAAGAAGAGGCAGGAGGAUGAGCGUAAUGCACUGAGAAAGGAAGUCGUCGCGUUGCGCAUUAUGCAGGCAAAUUAUGAGCAAAUUGUCAAAGCACAUCAGACGCAGCCAGGACAUGCGGAAAUGCGUAUUUCAGACGAGAUGAAGUUUCAAGUGUUCCAGGCAAUAAUGAAUCGCCUUUUCGAAACGUUCAAUAUUUCCGUAGCUAAUUUCACUGAAUUGUCUGGUUGUGUGUUCAGUUGGCUGGAGGAACAUUGUAAACCUCAGACUCUACGCCAAAUAGUAACCUCGGUACUACAACAGCUCACAAUUGGUAACAAUCAAAUUAGCUAGUCAAGUGCAUUUCUGAGAAAGGUAUUGCACAAUGUCCUCAAAAGAAUUCCUGUUAUCUGUAAAGAAAAUAUAAGUACUAUACAUAGUACUAUAUAAUAUUUAGAUCAAGUCUACGAAACAAAGAGCAUUUAUCUCUUCAUUUUUCUUUUUUUCAUUUGAUUGACAAUAUAGUAGAUUCUCGAAACAAACAAAAUUAAAACAAGUAUGAAUUAAGUAGAAAUACGUUUUUUCAUUGUAUUUUUAUUAAUGCAAUGGUUAGGUAAUUGAUUUAAUGGUUUACUUAAUUGGUUACAUGGUUUAGUUAAUACAUUUUGAGAAAAUUUACGUAUUAUUUUAAUGUUUUUCUUUUUUAAGUUUUACGUAAUUUAUCUCUAAUAUAGAUAUCUUCUAGUUUGUAGAUAAUUAGCUUUUUGUUGUGGUUUGUAAAGAUAAUUUGAGAUAAUAUCUUUUAUUAUUGAAAUCUGUAGACAUUAAUAAAAUAAUAAGUUACCAGAAGAGAUAUGCACUGCAGAUAUAAUGCAUGUGGGAAAUAUGAAUAAAAAUUUAUUUUAUAUACAUCUAAAUAUGAUGCAGGGUUAUUAUCAAUAAUUGAUGUAGAUGAUAUUUUUACCAGAUCUUUUAUUGCAUAUACUUUGCGAUAAACAAAUGGCAUAUAGUGUAUAUAUGUAUAUGUGUGUAUAUCUGAUUAUGUAUAUAUAACAGAUUUAUAACAUAUAUUUACAAUGGAUAAAUGUAUACACGAUCG
Molecule: messenger RNA, 1942 nt
Organism: Monomorium pharaonis (pharaoh ant)
Lineage: Eukaryota; Metazoa; Arthropoda; Insecta; Hymenoptera; Formicidae
Gene: bigmax
Product: max-like protein X
Exons: 5
Coding region: 451-1197 (248 amino acids)
Biological process (GO): regulation of transcription by RNA polymerase II
Cellular component (GO): nucleus
Molecular function (GO): DNA-binding transcription factor activity, RNA polymerase II-specific; protein dimerization activity; RNA polymerase II cis-regulatory region sequence-specific DNA binding
Source: RefSeq, a predicted model, not a curated record